Messenger RNA from Prosopis cineraria, 1463 nucleotides. Its product is annotated as chloroplast stem-loop binding protein of 41 kDa a, chloroplastic. Gene Ontology annotation, molecular function: RNA binding. Gene Ontology annotation, cellular component: cytosol. The transcript is spliced from 6 exons. NCBI's taxonomy places the organism in Eukaryota, Viridiplantae, Streptophyta, Magnoliopsida, Fabales, Fabaceae. Bases 62 to 1261 code for a protein of 399 amino acids. Gene Ontology annotation, biological process: rRNA processing. The record is from RefSeq and is a predicted model, not a curated record.
UAUCUAGUGUAAAAGCAACUGCUGGUUCUCAUUCUCUGAGAAGAACCAGGAUCACGAAUCAAUGGCUUCUCUUGCCUCUUCUUCGGUUUCGCUCUACUCUUCUUCGUCUGCUACCCUCCUUCCACCUUCUCUUUCUUCUUCUACCUCUCGUAUCUCUUUCUUUUCAUUAUCCUAUUCCUCUUCUCUAUCUAUUUCCCCCGUCCUUCUUCCCCACCCUUCUGCUUCUGCACGUUUCGCCACUCCUUCUGCUUUCAGUCUGAGGGCCAGCGCUGAGAAGAAGAAGGUUCUUAUUGUGAAUACCAACAGUGGUGGGCAUGCGGUAAUCGGCUUCUAUUUCGCCAAAGAGCUUCUGGGCAAUGGCCAUUCGGUCACUAUUCUCACUGUUGGUGAAGAAAGCUCAGAGAAGAUGAAGAAACCCCCUUUUACCCGAUUCUCAGAAAUUGUGAGCGCUGGAGGCCGCACAAUCUGGGGAAAUCCGAAAGAAAUAGAGAGUGUUGUCGCAGGGGAACCAUUUGACGUGGUUUUGGACAACAAUGGCAAGGACCUUGACGCAGUGAGACCUGUGAUAGACUGGGCCAAAAGCUCUGGAACCAAGCAAUUCUUGUUCAUCAGCAGUGCUGGAAUCUACAAAUCAACUGAUGAACCUCCCCAUGUUGAAGGGGAUGUUGUUAAAGCUGAUGCUGGUCAUGUUGGAGUGGAGAAAUACGUUGAGGAAACUUUUGGUAACUGGGCAGUAUUCCGGCCACAGUAUAUGAUUGGCUCUGGCAACAACAAAGACUGUGAAGAGUGGUUUUUUGACAGAAUUGCAAGGAACAGGCCAGUACCAAUUCCUGGCUCUGGUCUGCAACUCACAAACAUAUCUCAUGUUAGGGAUCUGUCCUCUAUGCUCACUCUGGCUGUUCAGAAACCAGAGGCCGCGAAUCAUAGCAUUUUCAACUGUGUGAGCGACCGUGCUGUGACUUUGGAUGGAAUGGCCAAACUAUGUGCCCAAGCUGCACAGCGCCCUGUUAACAUCGUGCAUUAUGACCCUAAAGCUGUUGGAGUUGAUGCUAAGAAAGCUUUCCCCUUCCGCAAUAUGCACUUCUAUGCGGAGCCUAGAGCAGCCAAAGAAAAAUUGGGAUGGACAUCCACCACAAACCUUCCUGAGGACUUGAAAGAACGGUUUGAUGAGUACGUAAAGAUUGGGAGAGACAAGAGGGACAUGAAGUUUGAGAUUGAUGAUAAAAUAUUCGAGUCCUUAAAAGUUCCAGUACUCGCAUGACCAAUUCAUAUCCAAAGCAUAUUGUAAGUCUUCCUUGUUAUUCUAUGAGUAAGUAAGUGUAUUAGAGAACGCAACUUGACCAAAUUCUUCUUUGUAGGAGAAAGGUUAUAACAUUUUCAUUUGCAUCUCUACCAGAUCGCAGUAGUUUAUCUGGUGGAUCUGCUUCAGCUUUAGAAUGAAUAUAAUAUAAUGUAUCAUCUCA